Molecule: messenger RNA, 2273 nt
Organism: Brachypodium distachyon (stiff brome)
Lineage: Eukaryota; Viridiplantae; Streptophyta; Magnoliopsida; Poales; Poaceae
Product: exopolygalacturonase
Exons: 2
Coding region: 801-2057 (418 amino acids)
Biological process (GO): carbohydrate metabolic process
Molecular function (GO): polygalacturonase activity
Source: RefSeq, a predicted model, not a curated record
UAAAAUUGAUAGAUUUUUGUGGGCAAAUUCUAGUUCAGAAGAAGGACAUGAGCUUUGCCGAGGCUCCAUUGACCACUGGUCGUGUGUACAUAAACAUUACGUCGCAAUGACUCUCGACAUCUGCUACAAGGGUUGUUUCCAUUCCAUGCCGCACAACAUGGUUUUUCUUUGUUGCAUGAGCUGUUUCACUAUGCUACAUGAUUUCAUUUUUUGUGUUGCAGCCUCUUUUCAACAUUUUUAUGGCAACAAAAUGAGAAUUCGUCGCUUCAUGCAUGUGUUUGGAAUACAUCAAGAUUUUCAAAAUACUUUUCCCGUACAUCCAUUCGGUAGAGGGCGCGCCUGGGAGGAAACUGGUCUUAGAGUGGACCGACCACGGCGAGGAAACGAGAGCCAGCGGUCAUGUCAUGGGAAUUGGGAAGAGCAAGAAACACACACACCCAUCCUUUCCUUUCCUUUCGGGGUGGAUCCUGCACCACACGCAUCACACACCCGGGUAAGCCAGCCAGCCAGCCAACCAAACAACACCUGUUUUGUAGCACCAUUCCUCCGUGGAUCCAGGCUGACCAAAUGAAGCUCAGAUGGACCGGUGAGACACGCGCGAGACCCAGACCGGCAGACCACGGCGCGACAAAACGUCCGGAGCAGCCGCGCGCGCCCAUCCGCCCGUCGAAACAGCCCGAAAUGGAAGCCAAAGCUCCCCCUCCGCCGUAUAUAAGCCGCGCGCCCGUCCGUCGUCCUCACAGGAACCUCACAACCAAAUAAAGAAAGAGCCAAUUAAUCCCGGAAUAAAUUAACCAGCCAUGGCAAGAGCAACGGCAGCAGGGCGGAGAUCUUGGGCCGCGGCGCGGUGCAUCGUCGCGCUGUACUGCGCCGCCGCGCUAACGACGGCGCCAGCGGCGGCGACAUACGCGGCAGCUGGCGGGCCGCCGUCGGUCCCGGCAGGCCCGCUGGACAUCGUGCUGCUGGGCGCCAAGGGCGACGGCAAGACGGACGCGACGGAGGCGGUCCAGAAGGCGUGGAAGAACGCGUGCGCGGCCACGGGGGUCCAGAAGAUCAUCAUCCCGCCCGGCAACUUCUUGAUCGGCGCCCUGGCUCUCGAGGGCCCCUGCACCAGCUCCAUCAUCAUCCGGCUCGACGGCAACCUCCUGGGAACCGGCGACCUCAACGCCUACAAGAAGAACUGGAUCGAGGUCAUGCACGUCGACAACUUCGCCAUCAACGGCCACGGCACCAUCGACGGCCAGGGCCCCCUCGUCUGGCAGAAGAACCAGUGCAACAAGAACUACAACUGCAAGAUCCUCCCCAACAGCUUGGUGCUGGACUACGUGACGAACGCGAGCAUCAGGGGCGUGACGCUCAAGAACGCGAAAUUCUUCCACAUGAACCUCUUCAACUGCAAGAACGUGGUGGUGGACAAGGUGAACAUCACGGCGCCCGGGGACAGCCCCAACACGGACGGGAUCCACAUGGGUGACUCGGACAACAUCACAAUCACCAACACCAACAUCGGCGUCGGCGACGACUGCAUCUCCAUCGGGCCCGGGACCCAGCGCGUGCGCGUGCACGGGUCCCGGUGCGGCCCGGGACACGGCAUCAGCGUCGGGUCCCUGGGGAGGUACAAGGACGAGAAGAACGUGGAGGACAUCCAGGUGACCAACUGCACCAUCAAGGGCGCCACCAACGGGCUCCGGAUCAAGUCCUACGAGGACUCCAAGUCCGUGCUCAAGGCCUCCAGGUUCGUCUACGACCAGAUCGUCAUGGACAACGUCUCCUUCCCCAUCGUCAUCGACCAGAAGUACUGCCCCAAUAACAUUUGUAACAAGAAUGGGCAGUCCACGGUCACCAUCCAGGACAUCGUGUUCAAGAACAUUGUCGGGACGUCGGCCACGCCGGAGGCCGUCACGUUGAACUGCCCGAAUAACUUGCCUUGCCAGGGCGUGCAGCUCGUCAAUGUGAAUCUCAAGUAUGUCGGGGCGAGAAACAACAAGACCAUGGCCGUCUGCCACAACGCCGUCGGCAAGUCCACCAACGUCGCCAAGGAGCUCGCCUGCCUCUGAACUCUCCAUCACUCUUCGUAUCUUCUUCUUCUUCUUUUUUCAUUUUGGACUCCAUUGAUUUCAUUCAUUCAUGUUUCCUUCUUCUCACAUCGAUCCAUCCAUGUACAUUUUUUCUUCUCUCCUUUCGUUUGUUUUUUGAAAUGAAUUGAUGUAAGCGCCUGACAAUUGACUUGUUGAACUGAAGAGUGGAUUAAUUAAUUUCUGAUUUGAUCUGAA